Messenger RNA from Pyrgilauda ruficollis (rufous-necked snowfinch), 581 nucleotides. RefSeq names its product ubiquitin conjugating enzyme E2 L6 (gene UBE2L6). Gene Ontology annotation, cellular component: nucleus. NCBI's taxonomy places the organism in Eukaryota, Metazoa, Chordata, Aves, Passeriformes, Passeridae. The transcript is spliced from 4 exons. Gene Ontology annotation, molecular function: ubiquitin conjugating enzyme activity. The record is from RefSeq and is a predicted model, not a curated record. Bases 110 to 568 code for a protein of 152 amino acids. Gene Ontology annotation, biological process: protein polyubiquitination; ubiquitin-dependent protein catabolic process.
CCGCCCCAGGCCCAUCUGUCCCCACCCACCCGUGCCGGGGGCGCGGCCGCAGAACCUCGUCCCGCCCGCCCAGAGGCGUGACCAUCCCCGGCACCGGGCACUGAGCACCAUGGCCGGGCGGAUCGCCAAGGAGCUGGAGGAGGUGCGGAGCUGGAAGGGGGCCCGCGACGUGGGGCCGCUGGACGGGAACGUGCGGCGCUGGGGAGGGCUCCUGCUGCCCAACAACCCCCCAUACAACACGGGCGCCUUCCGCUUCGAGCUGACCUUCUCCCCCCACCACCCGCUGGAGCCCCCCUGCGCCACCCUCCGCACCCCCAUCUACCACCCCAGCGUGGACCUCGAGGGCCGCGUCUGCCAGCCCCUCACCACCCACGGGCACUGGGAGCCCACCACCCGCGCCAUCCAAGUGCUGCAGGACCUGCUGCUGCAGCUGGACAGCCCAGACCCCCGGCGGCUGCUGCGGCCGAACGUGGCCCGGGAGCUGCAGGAGCGCCCCGAGGAGUUCCGGCGCCGGGCAGAGGAGCACACCCGGCUGCACGCCGAGCCGCGCCCCGACCCCCACGCAUAAGGCAAUAAAUUCU